Acaulospora morrowiae is the source of this 1116-nucleotide messenger RNA. The record is from the annotation of a GenBank genome assembly. Lineage: Eukaryota; Fungi; Glomeromycota; Glomeromycetes; Diversisporales; Acaulosporaceae.
AUGCCUUUUCAUGACAACGACUCGACUCCUCAAAAAUCGUCAAUUGCUCCCUAUCCUCCAAUUCCUUGUCAAAUUCGUGCAUCAGCAUUUCAACCUUUUUCUUCAACUUCUCCUACCUUCACUUCUCCGCAAUCCCUCAUUCCAUCCCAUUUCCCUGAUAGGAAUCAGGUCCCACGAACUGUCUUUCGAACCGACGAGCUCAAAAUCGAAAGGCAAGACGGUAGGUCAAUGAAACAUGGUCAAUUUAUGUUUUCAGCGAGACCGAGGGAUUUUCCAACAGCUAAAGAAAUGUGUGACCAUCAAAAAUCACUGUACGCCACUUCUGAAACAAUUUCUCAGAGAAUGGACAACAAUUAUGGCGGUUUACCCGGUAACUGGAGAUAUCGUCUAGAAGUCGUUCAGCACCCUACCCGUGCACGUGCAUGUGGGUUUGGAAACAAGGAUUUUCGCCUAAUUUCCCCCGCCAUUUUUGUCAAAUUAUAUAUCCUUGCCGAUAAUGGUCCUGUGAACAUUGAACAAGUCGACGUUCACUUUUUUCAUCUCCAGGCGACUCUUCAUGACUUCGCGUCCAAGGAGGAUAACACCGAAAUAUGGGUUAAAAGCUCCUGUGGAAAAUAUGAAAGAAUUGAUAAUCUUGUAGGAAAUAAAAGUUCCAUUUGUCACAUGCUUGAUGAUCCAGAGGGAAAACCUGGUUUAUGGUUUGUGUUUUCCUCGUUAAGUGUACGGACCGAAAAGGAUUAUUUUCUGAGGUUUUCGUUGCAUUUUCUCGGAUGGCAAGGGUCCCUUAAUACGGGAGGAAAUCUCAUGACUCAAUUGGCGACCGUGGACUCUAAUAAAUUUACCGUUUUUCGCAGUAAACUAUUUCCUGGUGUUGCCGGUGGGUUAUUCCUGAUAGUUUUCAUUGACGACGCCUCGAGGGUCAGCAUUUACUUACGUCAAGAUUCCUGCAAAUCGCGAAGGUCACGCGUCAAAGGACAAGAAAAACGAUCUAUCGCCGAUAACAAAGGAAAUACCUUGGAACUAAACUAUCGUGAUAAUAUUCAUACUCGUAGCAUUAAUUGUAUAAUGAGUGCCAUUAAUAGAAGUAAAGGAAAUGUUGCAAGUGGCAAAAAGUAG